AUGUGGCAGGAUUCUCCUCCACGCAAAUCUAUCCAACGCUCGAUCUUUCUGAAUGAAAUACCUACAGGCGCUAACAUAUUGUGCUUUCAAAGUGCUGGCUACCCUAUCAUCACCUACUUUCGCCAGGCAAAGAUACCCACACUAGGCGCAUACAACAUCGGCGGAAUCAAUUCCUCGGGACAGGUCUCGCAGAACUUUGCGAACUUUGCGCUCAUCGACGUGGACACGCCGCAGUCCGCAUAUACGCGCCGCUCCUGGAACGACGGCUCGACCGAAAUGACGCUCGUGUUCUCGGACGAAUUCAACGUGCCCGGGCGCACGUUCUGGCCGGGCGAUGAUCCGUACUGGGAGGCGGUCGACCUGCACUAUUGGGAGACGAAUAACCUGGAGUGGUACAGCCCGCUGGCGAUCACGACGGAUGACGGCGCACUGGUGAUUACGCUGAGCAAGAAGGAGACCCAUAAUUUGAAUUAUCAGGGAGGGAUGGUGUCGACGUGGAAUAAGUUCUGUUUCACGGGAGGGUACGUCGAGGCGAAUGUGUCGCUGCCAGGGACGAAUAAUAUCGUCGGGCUGUGGCCGGCUAUUUGGACGAUGGGAAACUUGGGGCGCGCGGGGUACGGUGCGAGUCUAGAAGGCUUGUGGCCAUACUCGUACGAUGCGUGCGAUGUGGGCACGGUAGCGAACCAGACCGUGGACGGGAAGCCGGUCGCGGCAACGGAGGGUGGCGAUCCGAGCGACGGCGGCGUACUGUCGUUUUUGCCGGGGCAGCGGCUUUCGCGAUGCACAUGCAGCGGGGAGAGCCAUCCGGGGCCGAAGCACAGCGACGGGACGUUUGUCGGACGUGCGGCGCCGGAGAUUGACAUGUUCGAGGCGCAGAUCGGCAGCCCACCGGUGGGGCAGGUGUCUCAGUCGGCGCAGUGGGCGCCGUUCAAUCAUGAGUAUAUAUGGCUGAAUACGAGCGAGAACGAGGUGAUCGCGAAUCCAUCGAUCUCGCAGCAGAACACAUACGCGGGCGGCGUGCUACAGCAGGCGACGUCGGUUGUCACUGAGACGAACCAGGAGUGCUACGAGGGCGAGACGGGGUGCUUCUCGGUAUAUGGGUUCGAGUACGUGCCGGGGUUUGACGAUGCGUACAUUACGUGGGUGUCGAAUGACAAAGUGUCGUGGACAUUGAACGUGGCGGGUCUGGCGGCAGACCCGCUCGUGGAGAUCUCCGCGCGGCCGGUCUCGCAGGAGCCAAUGUAUAUCAUCAUGAAUUUGGGCAUGUCGUAUAACUUUGGCGCCGUCAAUUUGGCGGCACUCCCAUUCCCUGUGCACCUACGUGUGGACUAUAUACGGGUGUACCAGCCGAGCAACGCGGUGAAUAUUGGUUGCAGUCCAAAGGACUUUCCGACGGAGAAUUAUAUAAACCAGUACAUGGAGGCGUACACGGACCCUAAUCUGACGACAUGGAGGGACGAUUAUGGCCAGCCAUGGCCGAAGAACUCGUUCCUCGGCCAGUGCUGA
Laetiporus sulphureus 93-53 is the source of this 1506-nucleotide messenger RNA. RefSeq names its product glycoside hydrolase family 16 protein. Gene Ontology annotation, cellular component: plasma membrane; endoplasmic reticulum membrane. The coding region runs from base 1 to 1506 and encodes 501 amino acids. The record is from RefSeq and is a predicted model, not a curated record. The transcript has 7 exons. Gene Ontology annotation, biological process: fungal-type cell wall organization; (1->6)-beta-D-glucan biosynthetic process. Gene Ontology annotation, molecular function: glucosidase activity. Lineage: Eukaryota; Fungi; Basidiomycota; Agaricomycetes; Polyporales; Laetiporaceae.